UGCCUCGGCGAGCCCGGCUGCGGCGGCUGCAGCCAUGUGUUUCUCCGCCUGCCAGUGACACAAUAACACGGGAAGCGGCGGGAGGGAUCCGAGCCUGCCGAGGGGAAAAGUGACCUGACCCGCUCAGGCCGGCGGCGAUGGAGGAGGGCAUGAGCAGCAUGCAGCAGAAAGCGGCGGAGCUGGAGCACAUGGCCGAGGUCCUGCUCACCGGCGAGCAGCUCCGGCUCCGACUGCACGAAGAAAAGGUCAUUAAAGAUCGGCGACAUCACCUCAAAACGUACCCUAAUUGCUUCGUUGCCAAAGAGCUGAUUGACUGGCUGAUUGACCACAAAGAGGCCUCUGACAGAGAGACAGCCAUUAAAUUGGUGCAGAAAUUACUGGAUCACAGCAUUAUCCACCAUGUCUGUGAUGAGCAUAAAGAAUUCAAGGAUGUCAAGCUGUUCUACCGCUUCAGAAAAGAUGACGGGACGUUUCCACUGGACAACGAGGUGAAGGUGUUCAUGAGAGGACAAAGACUAUAUGAAAAGCUGAUGAGUUCUGAAAAUACCCUUCUGCAAGCCAGGGAAGAGGAAGGAGUCAAGUAUGAACGGACAUUUGUAGCAUCAGAAUUCCUUGACUGGCUGAUCCAGGAAGGAGAGGCCACGACACGGACUGAAGCAGAGCAGCUCGGCCGCAGGCUUUUGGAGCAUGGAAUUAUUCAACACGUGUCCAACAAGCACCAUUUCAUGGACAGCAACUUGCUCUAUCAGUGCAGGAUGAACUUUCGCCGCCGGCGGCGAUUAAUGGAGCUCCUCACUGAGAAAUCCCGCUUGAUGCCUGAAAGCCAUGACAGCCCGUUCUGCCUGCGCAAACAGAACCACGACAACAGGAAACACACCAGUUUUCUCUCAGUGAGUCCCACCAAGGAGAUAAAGAUCGUGUCGGCGGUGCGAAGGAGCAGCAUGAGCAGCUGUGGCAGCAGCGGGUACUUCAGCAGCAGCCCAACGCUCAGCAGCAGUCCCCCCGUGCUCUGCAACCCCAAAUCUGUAUUAAAGAGACCUGUGACUGCUGAUGAGCUCUUAAUGCCUGGAGCCCCAUAUGUGAGGAAAACUUUCACGAUCGUUGGGGACGCAGUGGGCUGGGGCUUUGUGGUGCGGGGGAGCAAGCCCUGCCACAUCCAGGCUGUGGACCCCAGUGGGCCAGCAGCUGCAGCUGGGAUGAAGGUUUGCCAGUUUGUUGUAUCUGUCAACGGCCUCAAUGUUCUCCAUGUGGAUUACAGGACAGUGAGCAACCUCAUCCUGACUGGCCCUCGAACAAUUGUGAUGGAAGUGAUGGAAGAAAUGGAGGCCUGAGAAGGCAAAAAACCCUCUUACUGGAUAUUUUUGUGAGAGAAAUGGUGACAACCAUGAAGUGACAUGACACAAGGCAGCAGGACGUUGCUGUGUCUAAAUAGAUGAUUUUGCUUUUAGGGAAGGGGACUCUCUUUCAUUUAACAAUAAUAGCACUGGUGAUUAUGCUAAGAUGUGAACAACAGAUACCAGCAUAUUUUCACUACAGAUUUCUCUUUGCCUGACAGAAACAAGAUUAGGGCCUUUAGAUUGUCUGUCCAGCCAUGUCUGCAUCAGUCAGAAUGGUUUCCAACCUAAGAGGUUGUGCAUAUUUCCUCAUAGUCCACCACUGGAUCAGAGCACUUCAGGAGGUGAAAAAGCCAAACACAGUGGGGUUAGUAUGUCACAGAUGGUUUGCAUGGCAUAUUUACAUUGGUAAGUGUUGUCCUGGUGUCCAGCUUUGUCCCUGGAGCAUGUGCAGUCACAGUUGCUCUCUCCUUGGGCCAAGGGACAGUUGACUAAAUGCUGGCUUGAUUGCAAUCAAACACAAUUGAACUGCAAAUGCAUGAAAAAAAGGUGUCUGUGCUCUGUAGAUGAUAUUCUGGCCUGAAUGUUCGGGCCUAACUGAAUACACAGGUUAGUCUAGAAAGAAAAUGGGAAAAUGUGUGGUACUUUUACAAAAUCUGCCUUUGAAAAUUGGUCUUUUGGUUUCAAUGCUUACUUAAAAGAUUUAAACACUGGUUUAGGUUCUUGAGUAUAAGAUACUGAUUUUGAGGUUUUUUCCAUAUCUGUAAAUGGAAGGUGCCUCAGGCUUGCUGUUUAUCACUUUGGAGAAAUUUUGGACACCUUUAUUCCUAAAAGAAGAAUAUUUGGCAGGUUGCAGUAGGGAAUUCACAGUGUUAGCAUUAGGAAUGAUACAUCCACAUGCUCCACUAGCAUAAGUACACUUCAAAUUGAAGCAACGUACUUGAAUGUACAUUAAGCUUGUUAGCACUUUUCAAUCAUCUGAUGUUUUGCAAAGAACCAACUUGCCGCAUGAGCUGCGUUUGACACUUUUACUAAUAAAAUGUAUUUAACUGACUCUUACUCCUUUUCAAACAGUAGGGUUUUGUCAUUGAUUAAAAAAAAUCAUUUAUACAAGUUUCAUAUUCUACAGUUAGAUGACUCCUCAGCUCGAUGACAGGGGGACUGCAUGGGUUUUCUUUGAUCUUUGAAUGGAAUAAAUACAUUCUUCUCCACAGAAUUAUAAAUGUAUUUUGCAGACUUUCUCUGCUGUCUAAAUUUUACAAUUAAAGCUUGACUUUCUGUAUGGGCAUACCACAAAUCGUUCAAUUAUGGGGUGGGGAAAGUAUUUUUUCCUCAAAUAAUGUUGAAAUAUGUUUUGUAUUAAAAAUUGUUCUCACUAAA
Molecule: messenger RNA, 2714 nt
Organism: Empidonax traillii (willow flycatcher)
Lineage: Eukaryota; Metazoa; Chordata; Aves; Passeriformes; Tyrannidae
Gene: DEPTOR
Product: DEP domain containing MTOR interacting protein
Exons: 10
Coding region: 138-1331 (397 amino acids)
Biological process (GO): intracellular signal transduction; negative regulation of TOR signaling
Molecular function (GO): protein binding
Source: RefSeq, a predicted model, not a curated record